UGGAACAAGUGUUAAACAUUUUUGUCUUUUAAUUUUAUGGGGGUUGUGCUUUUACUAUACUUGAGGUCUUAGAUUAGGGUCCCUCUUUUCUAGGGUGCAUGGUUUGGCCUAUAUGGUUUCUCUCUCUUACUCUCUCUCUCUCUCUAUUAUUUUCUCUCUCUAGUUCAGAGGUCUAUAUAUAUUGCAUAACUCUCUUAGCUAAUUUGAACUAGAGCAUGCCCAUACCAUUUACAGCUCUCAUUGGAGUAGGGUUGCAACUUCUAGGAGGGAGCAUCAAUGGCUGUGAUGGUGUUGGUGGUGGUUGUUGUUGUGCUCUUUGUGCUCUGCAUCUGCUCUGCUUUGUUAAGAUGGAAUGAGUUGAAAUACAGGAAGAAAGGUCUGCCUCCGGGCACAAUGGGUUGGCCAAUAUUUGGGGAGACCACUGAGUUUCUAAAACAGGGUCCAAACUUCAUGAAAAACCAGAGAGCAAGGUAUGGUAGCUUUUUCAAAUCUCAUAUCCUGGGGUGUCCUACCAUUGUUUCUAUGGAUCCAGAGCUAAAUAGAUACAUCCUGAUGAAUGAAGCCAAAGGCCUGGUUCCUGGUUACCCUCAGUCCAUGCUUGAUAUAAUGGGGAAAUGCAACAUUGCAGCAGUUCAUGGCUCCACCCACAAGUACAUGAGAGGGUCAUUGCUUGCCCUCGUUAGCCCCACCUUGAUCAGAAGCCAGCUUUUGCCCAAAAUUGAUCAGUUCAUGAGAGCCCAUCUCAGUGGUUGGGAUAACCAAGUCAUCAAUAUUCAGGAAAAGACCAAAGAGAUGGCAUUCCUUUCAUCGCUUAAGCAGGUUGCUAGUGCUGAAUGCGAAUUUAUAGCUCCUGUAUUACAGCCUGAGUUCUUUAAGCUUGUUUUAGGAACUUUGUCAUUGCCUAUUGAUCUUCCCGGCACAAAUUAUCGUAGUGGGGUACAGGCAAGGAAGAAUAUUAUUAGAAUACUGAGUCAGCUGAUGGAGGAAAGAAAAGCUUCCAAAGAAACCCACCAAGACAUGCUUUCAGGUUUAAUGGUAAGUGAGGAAAACAAAUACCAGCUAAGUGAUGAAGAAGUUAUUGAUCAGAUAAUUACAAUUUUGUAUUCUGGUUAUGAAACCGUGUCAACUACUUCCAUGAUGGCCGUGAAAUAUCUCCAUGAUCAUCCUAAAGUUCUUCAAGAGCUCAGGGAAGAACAUAUGGCAAUUCGGGAAAGGAAAAAUCCAGAGGAUCCAAUUGACUUUAAUGACCUCAAGUCAAUGAGGUUUACUCGUGCGGUUAUCUUUGAGACCUCAAGAUUGGCUACAAUUGUAAAUGGGGUUUUAAGAAAAACCACUGAAGAUAUGGAACUAAACGGAUUUGUGAUUCCAAAAGGAUGGAGGAUCUAUGUAUAUACAAGAGAGAUAAACUAUGAUCCUUUUCUGUACCCGGAACCAUUGACCUUCAACCCAUGGAGAUGGCUGGUUUGUGACCUUUUUUUUCUUCUUUUUCUCUUAUCUUUUUCCAUGGAUCUGUAUGUGUGGUUCAAAUUUGAUCAAACUGGGUUUGAUUGCAAAUUGCAGGACAAGAGAUUGGAAUCCCACAAUUACUUCUUCAUAUUUGGAGGUGGGACUAGACUUUGUCCUGGAAAGGAACUUGGAAUAGCAGAAAUCUCAGCUUUCCUACACUAUUUUGUAACUAGAUACAGGUGGGAAGAAGUUGGGGGUGACAAAUUAAUGAAAUUUCCGAGAGUGGAAGCACCAAAUGGACUACACAUAAGGGUCUCAUCUUACUAACUUUAACCCAAUAUAUGUACACAGGAAAAAAAAAGUAUAGGAUAUCAUAGGAAAAAUAUUGAUGCAGAACAAUAAAUUCCUAACACAGAUUUAGCAUAUGAAUGAGAAGUUAGCAUUUUUCC
Ziziphus jujuba (common jujube) is the source of this 1895-nucleotide messenger RNA. RefSeq names its product cytochrome P450 85A. Gene Ontology annotation, biological process: sterol metabolic process. The record is from RefSeq and is a predicted model, not a curated record. Gene Ontology annotation, molecular function: monooxygenase activity; oxidoreductase activity, acting on paired donors, with incorporation or reduction of molecular oxygen; iron ion binding. NCBI's taxonomy places the organism in Eukaryota, Viridiplantae, Streptophyta, Magnoliopsida, Rosales, Rhamnaceae. The coding region runs from base 277 to 1773 and encodes 498 amino acids. The transcript is spliced from 8 exons.